AUGAACUUUUUUAGUAAUAAUUUUGGUACACCAUGCAAUGUUGAAUUUGAAUUGGAUAACUGCCAAAACAGAAAGACCAUAGAAGUUACCCAAGAUAAAGGUAAAACUGAAAAGUUAUUUGUUUUCAUUGGUAACGAACCAGUGUCUGGUAAAGUUUCAAUCAAUAUCAAAGAAAAAACAAAGAAAAUUGAACAUACAGGUAUUAGAGUUGAAUUUGUAGGUCAAAUUGAAUUAUUUUAUGAUAGAGGUAAUCAUUAUGAAUUUACAUCAUUAGUACGUGAAUUAGCACCAGCAGGAGAAUUAACAGAAAACAAAACAUUUUCAUAUGAUUUUUCAAAUGUUGAAAAACAAUAUGAAUCAUAUAAUGGUACCAACGUUCGUCUUAGAUAUUUUGUUAGAUUAACAAUUGGAAGAUCAUUUGCCUCGAACAUUGUAAAGGAAUACGAUAUUUGGGUAAUCAAUUUUGUAAAACCACCCGAAAGUAACAGUAAUAUUAAGAUGGAAGUAGGUAUCGAAGAUUGUCUUCACAUUGAAUUCGAAUACAACAAAUCAAAAUACCAUUUGAAGGAUGUUAUCAUUGGUAAAAUUUAUUUCCUUUUAGUUAGAAUUAAAAUCAAAUAUAUGGAAAUUGCACUCAUUAAAAGAGAAUCAACUGGUUCAGGUCCAAACGUUUUUAAUGAAAGUGAAACUUUAACUAAAUUUGAAAUUAUGGAUGGUGCACCAGUUAGAGGUGAAUCUAUUCCUGUUAGACUUUUCUUAUCAGUAUUUGAUCUCACACCAACCUAUAGAAGUGUACAUAAUAAGUUUUCUGUUAAAUAUUUCCUCAAUCUUGCACUUGUUGAUGAAGAUGAUAAAAAAUACUUUAAACAACAAGAAAUUACACUUUGGAGAAGAGGUGUAACUAAACCAGGCUUACCUGGCUCAACUAACAACAACAAUAACAACAAUACUUCAAACACCAACAAUACCAAUACACCACAACAAAAAGUAACCGAAUCUCAAAAUGAAGUACCAGAACCAGAAAAUAACUCUUCCGAUGAAAGUGAUUAA
This is a messenger RNA of Dictyostelium discoideum AX4, 1050 nucleotides long. It is a transcript of the gene vps26, whose product is annotated as vacuolar protein sorting-associated protein 26. Gene Ontology annotation, biological process: intracellular protein transport. NCBI's taxonomy places the organism in Eukaryota, Evosea, Eumycetozoa, Dictyosteliales, Dictyosteliaceae. Bases 1 to 1050 code for a protein of 349 amino acids. The transcript has 4 exons. Gene Ontology annotation, cellular component: membrane; cytosol. The record is from RefSeq and is a predicted model, not a curated record.